Molecule: messenger RNA, 1254 nt
Organism: Phragmites australis (common reed)
Lineage: Eukaryota; Viridiplantae; Streptophyta; Magnoliopsida; Poales; Poaceae
Product: mediator of RNA polymerase II transcription subunit 7a-like
Exons: 6
Coding region: 449-973 (174 amino acids)
Biological process (GO): regulation of transcription by RNA polymerase II
Cellular component (GO): core mediator complex; mediator complex
Molecular function (GO): transcription coregulator activity
Source: RefSeq, a predicted model, not a curated record
CGAAGCCCAGCCUGCCAGCAGCCAGCCCAUCCCAACACGGCAACACUCCGCACUCGUCCGCUGCCCCGCUCCCCUUCCGCACUCAGGCACUCGGCAACCGCCGCCGUCAAAACCCUAAAUCCCUAGUCCAAACUCCAUUCCGCCAUUCACGUUCGCACAUUCCCGUCCGUCUCAGUUGCUAGUUCUCAGAUCUGAGACUGAGAGUGCUCGACCUCAGACCUCUCCCAAAUCCCAUUCGCCAACUCACCGCGCCGCCGCCGCCGCCGCUUCGGUCUGUCCACACCGCCCCUUCCGGCCUCAUUGUCGGCCGUCCGCCGAGGUCGCCAUCCACGCCGCCCCUUCCGGCCUCGUCAUCGGCCGUCCAUUCGAGCUCUCGGUGCUCUCGCGCUCAUCGUCUUCUGCAGCCACGGCCACCUCUACGAGUACAUCAACAACAGCAUAAGGCAAGAUGGCGAUGGCCACAUCAUCGUCAUUCCCUCCACCUCCUCCAUAUUACCGACUGUACAAGGAUUACGAGCAGGACCCCUCAUCCGCACCAGAACCUCCACCACCAAUUGAUGGGCCAUACCCACUCUUUGGUGCUCCCUACACAACAGAUGUGGUGCUGCCAAGCUUGGAGGAUCAAGGUGUUCGUCAGCUUUAUCCAAAGGGCCCGAAUAUUGACUUCAAAAAGGAGCUAAGGACCCUCAACAGAGAGCUUCAACUCCAUAUUUUGGAGCUGGCAGAUAUUUUAGUGGAGAGACCAUCUCAGUAUGCUCGCAGGGUAGAAGAUAUUUCACUCAUUUUCAAGAACUUACAUCAUCUUCUUAACUCCCUACGACCUCAUCAGGCAAGAGCCACAUUAAUUCACAUGCUUGAGAACCAAAUACAGCGCCGCAAGCAAGCAAUUGAAGACAUAAAACAGAGGAGGGAGGAGGCACAAAAGCUACUUGAGGAAUCACUGGUUGUCUUAGAUGGAAGCCAAACUAGUUAGGUUGGCUUCAAGCAACUCGAAGCCGGUGGUUAUCCUGUUCCCUGGUGCCAAGUUGGCAGGCUCAGGACGUACUACGAGUUGGAGACUGUAGUAGUUUGCUUGUAGAAAUAGCCUCGAGCUGGUGUUGAGAUAUUUCUGGCUUGCCGUAUCUGUUGUGGCUUGUGGACUUGCGGUAUUUCCAGCUUUGAACACUGAAUCUGUUCCAGACUUGGAUGAUGAAAACUAACGAACUCCAUUACUCCAGCUACUUGAUGCUUAACUGCCAUGUUUCUGUUUUCUUC